Messenger RNA from Schistocerca gregaria, 3909 nucleotides. Its product is annotated as trichohyalin-like. The transcript has 9 exons. The record is from RefSeq and is a predicted model, not a curated record. The coding region runs from base 1 to 3504 and encodes 1167 amino acids. NCBI's taxonomy places the organism in Eukaryota, Metazoa, Arthropoda, Insecta, Orthoptera, Acrididae.
AUGUGUCCCGCAGAUAAGGCGGUAACGCGGUUACGCCUGGGCGCCGCCGCCGGCAAUCAUCGAGUCGGCACCAGUCCAGCGGAGCCCGAGGAAGACUCGCUCCUGAGGACGCUCACUCCAGAGGACACCGCCAGCCGCACCGUCUCUCUGAGAACGCUCCGGUCGGCCGAACCUCUCUGCAACAGGAUGCGCUGCCGACGCUUGGGGGCGGCCGCGCUGCUGCUGCUGCUGGGCUGCGCCGUGCCGUCGCUCGCCUGGGCCGACGCCGGCGCCGCCCCCUGCCCCCGGCCCGGGGGCGGGACGCAGCCCGGGGGCCGCAGGAAUGACCUCUACCGCCGCAGGGACACGUCACCUGACGACCCUUGGACAGGAAAAUACUGCAACUCAUGCCAGCUACAACGCAGCCUCACUAGCGCAGAUAAGGACUAUGACAGCGGGAUGUACAUCGGCAACAACAGCAUGUGCCUCAAACUCCUUGAAGCAAACCAGUCUUCGUGUGCCACGUGGCCGGUUCCCACACUCACUGUGAUCACCCCAAGACUCUUUCAUGAGGCCACAGUGAGCGGACUGAUAGACAACUGGCAUAUGAUAUCUGAGCCGCUUCAUGAAGUAGAGAUGAAGACAGAUGUCAAGGAGUUACCAACGGCAACCUUGCGUUCGCUUGAAAGACACCCUUCUGGGCACAUCCCCUCAGAUCGACAAGCGAACACACCACGCCAGAAAACAUUGCCAGCCUCACAACAGUCAUCCAGAAAAGCUCCUGCAAGGCAGUCAACAGUGAAGACGACAGUCUCGGAACGACGAGCUAAACGUGCGAGCGACAGGAAGGCUGAUGUGUUAGAGCAGCUUUCAGGGCCAUCUGCUGGGAUACGAGUCGUAAGACAAAUGAACUCAGUGAGUAAUCGUCGAGAUGUCAGGACUGGGAGACAGUCAUGGCUGAAACAUUCUUCAACAGAUCGACGGCUCGAACGAGAUACAGAUCAGCUGUAUAGGAAUUCUAUUGAGAGACUUGUACCUGUAACUUCUCUUUCUCUCAAGAGCAAACAACUGGUAAGGUCUACAACCUCAAAUACGCACAAAAACACCAUGUCUCUCUCUUUGGACCAUCGUCGAGAAAGACAAACCACUUUUAGAUCUGUCUCGCUGGAUCGUCGGGAAGAACGAAGUGCUGAGCGCCUAUCUCGAGAAUCAUCUGAAAGGAGAUUACUUGCGAUGUCUUUGGUACAGGAUCGUCGCCAGGACCGGAAUAUGGAACGACUUUCCAGGGAUACAUCUGAAAGACGAUCCACUGUUAGAUCUGCCUCCCUGAAUCGUCAACAAGAAGAAAGUUCUGAACGUCUGUCUCGUGGAUCUUCUGGUAGGCACUCACGUGUGAGGUCUCUGUCAUUGCAUCGUGGCCAGGAACGGAAUAUGGAACAACUUUCCAUCGAUAAUCGAAAAAGGCACUCCUCAACUCGAACUGUUUCAUUGGAUCGAAGUGCUGAUAGCAUGUCUCGAAAAUACUCUGAAAGAAGGUCACUUGCAACGAUAUCUGCACAAGACCGUCGCCAGGAACGCAAUAUGGAACCGGUUUCUAGGGAUGCCUCAGAAAGACGAUCUAAUGCUAGAGUAGUCUCCCAGGAUGGUCGGCGAGAACGAAGUGCGGAACGUCUGUCUCUAGAAUCCUCUGAGAGGCGGUUACCUACUAGGUCUUUGGCACAAGAUCGUCGCCAGGAACGGAAUGUGGAGCGACAUUCUAGGGAUGACUCUGAAAGACGAUCCACUUCUAGGUCUGUCUCCCUUGAUCGCCGACAAGAACGGAGCGCUGAUCGCCUAUCUCGAGAAUCCUCUGAAAGGAGGUUACUUGCUAGGUCUUUGGCACAAGAUCGUCGCCAGGAACGGAAUGUGGAGCGACUUUCUAGGGCUGACUCUGAAAGACGACUCACUUCUAGGUCUGCCUCCCUGUAUCGUCAACAACAACGAAGUACUGAACGUCUGUCUCGAGAAUCCUCUGACAGGAGGUUCCAUGCUGGAUCUUUGGAACAAGAUCGUCAACAGCAACGGAAAGUGGAGCGACUUUCUAGGGAUGACUCUGAAAGACGACCCACUUCUAGGUCUGUCUCCCUGGAUCGUCGACAAGAACGGAGCGCUGAUCGCCUAUCUCGAGAAUCCUCUGAAAGGAGGUUACUUGCUAGGUCUUUGGAACAAGAUCGUCGCCAAGACCAGACUACGGAACGACUUCCUACGAAAUCCUCUGAAAGACGUUCCACUGUUAGAUCUGUAUCCCUGGAGCGUCGACAAGAACGAAGUACUGAGCGCCUGUCUCGAGAAUCCUCUGAAAGGCAGUUACUUGGGACGUCUUUGGCACAAGAUCGUCGGCAGGAACGGAAAGUGGAGCGACUUUCUAGGGAUGACUCUGAAAGACGACCCACUUCUAGGUCUGUCUCCCUCGAUCGUCGUCAAGAACGAAGUGCUGAGCGCCUGUAUCGAGAAACCUCUGAAAGGAGGUUACAUGCUGGGUCUUUGGAGCAAGAUCGUCGAAAGGAACGUAAAGUGGAGCGUCUUUCUAGAGAUGACUCUGAAAGACAAUCUAAUUCUAGGUCUGUCUCCCUGGAUCGUCCACAAGAACGAAGUGCUGAGCGCCUGUCUCGAAAAUCCUCUGAAAGGAGGUUACUUGCUACGUCUUUGGAACAAGAUCGUCGCGAGGAACGGAAUGUGGAGCGACUUUCUAGGGCUGACUCUGAAAGACGACUCACUUCUAGAUCUGCCUCCCUGUAUCGUCAACAACAACGAAGUGCUGAACGUCUGUCUCAAGAAUCCUCUGAAAGGAGGUUCCAUGAUGGGUCUUUGGAACAAGAUCGUCGCCAGGAAAGAAAAGUGGAGCGACUUUCUAGGGAUGACUCUGAAAGACGACCCACUUCUAGGUCUGUCUCCCUGGAUCGUCGUCAAGAACGAAGUGCUGAGCGGCUGUCUCGAGAAUCCUUUGCAAGGAGGUUACUUGCUAGGUCUUUGGCACAAGAUCGUCGCCAGGAACGGAAUGUGGUGCGACUUUCUAGAGAUGACUCUGAAAGAUGGUCUACAGUUAGAUCUGCCUCCCUGGGUCGUCGACGAGAAGGAAGUGGUGAUCGUCUUGCUCGAGAAUCCACUGAAUGGCGGUUACUUGCUAGGUCUGUUAUGAGCUAUUUACCAGCUGGUCGACAGAACCAGGCGGGCGACAUUGACGGAUCAGCAGUUUCUGACACCAGGAGUACCGCUGAUAAUACAGGGGCAGCCGCCAUAUUCCUACCAAAGACUGAGUCCUUCAGCUGGGGACGCUUACCGCUCGACAUUAACCUCUGGAUCGCCUCUAUAGUGUUAAUCCUGAUUCAAUGGAUGGACCACUCGCAGAAAGGGGUGCAGAGACACUGGAGUGUGGACGAAUCCGCGGGUGAGACUUCAUUUGGAAAGAUGAACUGGGACGGAGUUGGCAGGAGCCUGUGGCAGCUGGCCGGGGGAGGCACCGCCUCCGCGCUGUCCGCUGCCUGAGCCGCCCCCGACGCCGCCUCUCCGCCCCCCGACGCCGCCUCCAGCCUCGCUGUAGUGCAGACCCCAGCCGACGCUUCUAGGGACCACACUCGUAUACAAAGACGAGAACAAAUUAUUUUUCUCUCAGGAAAAAAAAAAACCAAAAUAUUUUUAUUUCGAAGAUAACUGUCUGUUCACUGAUUUGUAACGUCAGACUUUUAUCGAUCUGUUAUUGUGUUAAUCGAUAGUGUAUUUUACAGUUCGUUUUAGUGUAGAACCAAGAAACGUAGUUAGUAUUCAGAUUACGAGUAGUUCGUGUAGCGCUAGCUAGAACAUUCCUGUAUAUUCCACCUGUAUACUGCUGUGACAAAUUCUCCUGUACCUGUCAUGUGGUAAAUACGACAACAUUAAACGAUAACAUGGAAG